AUAAAUAUUUUGUGUUGGCAAUUGCCCAAUUAGAAAAAUUGAAUAUAAUUUUAUUUCGACGUUAAUGCAAUCUUUAAAACACUAAUGUAGUCAUAGAAUUACUAACAUUUUGCAAAUGUCUGCCACAGAAUCGAGAGAUUGGUUGCUUUGGUGUCGCCUGUGCGCCAAGGAAGAUCUCGAAGGAAAUAUAAAUGUGUUUUUAAAAAGUGAACAAAGGCUGAAUGAGAGGCUAAAUGAAGGUAAUGAUGCCGUCAGCGACAUGGCCCUAGCCACUGCCAUAGGCAAAUACUUCUGGGUUAAUAUAACUCGCGGCGAGGAGCUUCCCGAGAUGAUCUGUAGCGAGUGUUUGUCGCUGGUCACCUCGUUGGUCAAUUUCUCCGAGCGCAUAACUCGCGUGCAAAAGCUUUAUUGCAUAUUGCAGAGCAGACCAAAAGAAGCCAUCAAUAUACAGGAACUACGCCGACGAUUUGGACUGCAGGAGGAGGGUGAUCAGGAGCUCCAGACGCUAACUGAAGUGCACUAUGUGGAGGAGAAGCCAAAGCUAAAUGAGCUAGAGGAAACGGCGUUAGAGUUGGAAAAUCCGCUCACGCCGAGCGGGCAGAAAGUGGAGAAAAAGACAGAUGAAGCAGGAAUUCGAGCAGGAAUAGACGCUACAGAUGAUGACGACCAGCAAGAGGAAGAGGAGCAGGAGUUAGAAGAAGAGGAAGAUGAACCGCUGAUGGACACAGCAGCAGGAUCCACUGCUGAAGAUGAAGAAGAGCAAGAUGAACAGGAAAAGCAGAAUGAUGCUGCAAGAGAAGAGUUGGUGUUGAAUCUCUGCAAUGAUGCAGAUAGUUCCAACUCCUUGGACAGCAACCCCUGCCCUGAUCAACCUAAACAAGCAAAAGCGCUUAGAGGAAAAUCCUUUCCAUGCAGCGAAUGUCCGCGCAUCUAUGCGCUUCACCAGACGUUGGUGCGGCACAUGCGACAGGGUCAUGACAAAGAAGGAGCACAGGGAGCAGGCGCAGCAUAUCAGCCUAUUAGCAAACUGUCCUGUGAGCAAUGCGAGAAGAGCUUUCGCUCGCGCUAUCAGCUGCAGAAACACAUGCAACAGCAUCUUCCCAUGCCCAAGAGGAAACGCUACCCUUGUCCAAGUUGUGGAAAGAAGUUUACGACGAAUGCCUCAGCUCAAUCGCAUGCGCAAUAUGCCCACCAGGAGGAGCAGAGACCACGUCCUGUGAUCUGUGAACAAUGUGGCGUUGCGGUGCAUUCGCUGCAUGCAUUAAAGGAGCAUCUGUUGAGCCACACAGAUUACGCUCCCUACGAAUGCGACAUAUGCAAGAAGUGCUUCAAGAGCGUUAGCCGGCUAAAGCAUCACAAGGAGACGCACGAUCCUCAUAAAUACAUCUGCCCUGAGUGUGGCAUGCAACUGAAUUCACGACCCACUCUCAAUCGCCAUCGAUUGGUUCACACGGACCAGAUGCAACACAAAUGCGAUUAUUGUGGCAGGGAAUUUAAGCGCGCGAAAGCCCUCAAAAAUCAUCUCAUCUUACAUACAGGGUUGAAGCCCUACUCCUGCGACUUUUGCGAGCGGACUUUUGCCAAUGGCUCCAAUUGUCGCACGCAUAAGAAGAAAUCACAUCCCGAGGAGCUGGCUGCACAAGAGGCGGCAGGUGGGGGCAAGACCUACAAUCGAAAUAUUCCUAAAUUGGAGGCACUGAAAGCUUUUACCAAGAAUAAGGAUAAUCUGUCGCCAGUGGCCACCAAGCAGAGCGGAUGCUUUGCCUUUGGAAAGAAGCCAAAGAAAGGAGCUGCAGGAGCAGUAGGUGCAGCGAAUCCUGCUGCUGUAGCACCGAAUUCCGCUUCUGCAUCUACCAUACCCGCCAUUGAAAACAUUUACAGUCACAUCAUGAAACCCGAACAGCAACAGCUAAUCCUUGCCAGCGAUGGCAGCGCAAGCAUUUUGCCUGUGGAACAGGCGGAGCCUAAUCAAAUAUUUUCGUAUUAGAAGGGAGCUUGCUGAUUACAGAAUGUAUACCUGCCAUGGUCCUUAACAGAUACCUUAUGCAACUAGAGACGGCUGCUAAUCCUCAGCAGCAUUCAUUUUACCU
Messenger RNA from Drosophila hydei, 2090 nucleotides. Its product is annotated as zinc finger protein weckle. The coding region runs from base 116 to 1987 and encodes 623 amino acids. The transcript is spliced from 3 exons. NCBI's taxonomy places the organism in Eukaryota, Metazoa, Arthropoda, Insecta, Diptera, Drosophilidae. Gene Ontology annotation, molecular function: zinc ion binding; RNA polymerase II transcription regulatory region sequence-specific DNA binding; DNA-binding transcription factor activity, RNA polymerase II-specific. Gene Ontology annotation, biological process: regulation of transcription by RNA polymerase II. Gene Ontology annotation, cellular component: nucleus. The record is from RefSeq and is a predicted model, not a curated record.